This is a messenger RNA of Sorghum bicolor (sorghum), 1897 nucleotides long. RefSeq lists its product as uncharacterized. The transcript has 2 exons. Bases 549 to 1613 code for a protein of 354 amino acids. NCBI's taxonomy places the organism in Eukaryota, Viridiplantae, Streptophyta, Magnoliopsida, Poales, Poaceae. The record is from RefSeq and is a predicted model, not a curated record.
CGUGGGCUUAAAAGCCCCCUUUCAGCGCGGACACUCGGCGCCGCCUUCGUUCUUCUUCUUUUUCUCCAAACAAGAUAAUCUAUGAAGGUUGGGUGGCAGGAGUACUCUGGCUCGGAUCGAUGAAGGCUCCGGAUCCGAAGAAGACAGGAGGGUCGCAGUAGUACUCCGGAUCAAAUCGGAUGAAAAAGGCAAGAAGGCAGGAGGAUCGAACAAAGCACUCCGGAUCAGAUCGGGUUGAAGAAGGCAGGAAGGCAGGAGAAUCGAAAAAGCAGGAGUUUUCCGGAUCGAAGAAGGAAGGAGAGUUUGAAUUCGGAUCGAAGAAGGAAGGAGAGUUUAUUCGAUUAGAAUCUAUCCGAAUCGAGUUGGGCUUCUUCGGAUCCGGAGUCCGUUUACUUCCGAGCAGAGAUAAGCGGAGGCGGCGGUAUAGGAAGCGGCGUGGAAAAAGAUCCUAUUCGGAUUCAUACCUGGCUUCUUCGGAUCAUAAAACACAGUCACCCUCCUGAGCGCAAACACCAACCCAUACCAUUCAGAUCCUACCGUUCGGAUCGAUGGAUAUCGGCGGCGGCAGCAGCACCGAGCAUCCAAGGAAACGGAAAGCAGCUACGGCGGAGGACGCCGACGAUGAGCAGAAGUCUGUAAUCCCGGCGGAGGACGACGAUGAGCAGAAGUCUGUAAUCCCGGCGGAGGUGGUGGAGGGAAGCAAGCAUGAGGAUGGAUCGAUCUACAGGCCCGACGAGCACCCCCUUCACAGUCUCUAUCACCUUCACGACCCUAGAGAAACUCGCCUGGAUCCUAUGAGGCUGACAGACCCAACCGAUAUAUGCCAUCCCUGCUGGACCGUUUGCAGACAACAUGUGGGUUGCGCCAUGAUGCAAAUCUUCUCCCUCAAGCUCAGCAAGCUACCAAGUGGAGCAGCAGCAGCAGCAGCCGCUGGCGGCGGCCCAAUUCAGCUGUAUGGGUUUAUGGCUGUCCGAGAUCUCUUGGACCCUCUACGCAAUUACGUCUUCAACUACAGCAGAGAUGAUCCUUUCAUCAUCCAUGACCUCCAUUCAGAUCCCUUCGUGUACCUGUCUGGCCCCAGGAGAGGCAUCUACUUGGAUUGCCGUGUACUGGUCGAGUAUGACAUUAGGAUAAAGAGAGGGCAGACAAGGCAAGAGGAUUUGCCGGUCAUCGAUGGGGCUGCAACCUUCAGUGAGCUCACAUAUAUACGUGGUGCAAUUACCAAUCGGAUCAGUGGUGAUUCUGGUGGGAGCAUGGACAUAGCGCGCGCGCUCUUUCGUAAUUCAGUGGAGGCCACAGUAGAAGUUUGGGUAUCCAACCUUGGUAGGUGUGUCAGUGGCUUAGACCUGUUUAUAACUGGUUUUGUUGGUCGAAUACCUGAAGAAAUUAAGAUCUUCCGUGGCAGUAUUGGUGACCUAUGUGUCGUAAAGAGAUUUGUGGUGGCUGUGAGAUUGAAUUCUGUCUUAUUUCUACUCUUCAAGGUUCCAGCUUUUGGGACAGAUCCUAUCUGUAGGUUUGCCUACAGGGCAGUAGCACACGGAUGCAUUUCUGGCUACCGAGAACUCAAUUCCUGUACUGUAGACGUUAAAGUGACUUGGUCAAACCUGUACUAGCCGUCUAGCUGUAUGUGAGCACUGGAUCCAUAGUGCAAGCUUAAUUAUCAGAAGAAUAUUGAUGUAAUCUUCUUAUGUGUUCAUGUCUUCAUGUGUAGAAGUUUUCUAAUCCAAUAUGGUCUAAUGUUGUUUUUAUUUUGGGACCUGAUUCAGAAUUUACAUGUUCUAGCAAUUUUUCUUCUGUACUUAGACGACGUGCCUGUUGGACUGGUGUUUGCUCUAUCCAUGAGCUGUUCUCAAACAACGGACUAUAUCUAUUGCUAAAUGCCAUAACUUCAAUUUCA